UCACUGGCUUCCACCUGGGGCCGUGCGCCUGGGACCUUUAUAAAGGGAAGAAGUUGGCCUGUCCACCCUGUGCCGGUGAGCCUCGAAGCCUGCCGGCCAUGAGGAUCUUCUACCUUCUCCUCGUGCUGCCCGUGCUGCUCCUGAUGCCCGUGCCAGGUCAGGGAGGACUCAUAAGUAGAGUACAAAGGCAUUACUGCAGAUACAGACAUGGCCGCUGCGCCGUGUCCACCUGCCUCCCCAGGGAGGAGCAGAUAGGCCACUGCUCCACGCGCGGCCAGAAAUGCUGCCGGACGAAGAAGAAAAUCUAGCCCCGUGGUGACAGUGCCGCGAAGUGCAAGAAGGCCUCCUUGAAGUGGUGGAAGCAGAAUCAAAUUAAAUAUUUCUUUUUCAAAAAAA
Manis pentadactyla (Chinese pangolin) is the source of this 396-nucleotide messenger RNA. Its product is annotated as beta-defensin 103A-like. The record is from RefSeq and is a predicted model, not a curated record. Bases 99 to 308 code for a protein of 69 amino acids. Gene Ontology annotation, cellular component: extracellular region. Gene Ontology annotation, molecular function: CCR6 chemokine receptor binding; chemoattractant activity. The transcript is spliced from 2 exons. Gene Ontology annotation, biological process: defense response to bacterium; cell chemotaxis. Lineage: Eukaryota; Metazoa; Chordata; Mammalia; Pholidota; Manidae.